AUGCACGGAUUAAACAGUAAAGAAGAAAUGGAAAACUCUGAAGACAAUAAAGUCAAUAGCCCACAAGAUGCCGAGCGAACAUAUCAAAACGGCUCCGCGAAAACUCAUGAAAAUGCUGAGAAUCAGUUCGAAAAGGUUUACGACGAAGAGAAGUCUGAACAGGAACCCGCAGCGCAACAAGAAAGAAUUGAAAGCGUUCCAGACGGUAAAACAAAUAAGGACGCCAAGCCUGAGAAAAAAGCCGAACCCGCUCCUAGAGUGAAUCCGAAUGAUAAUAGAACCGGACGUGGGAUCAGUAGGGAAACUACGGACGAGAAUAAAACUUACUCCUUUGAGCGAAUUCAAAAUACUUUGAAUUCAAUGAACUCACGAGCUCAAUAUCUCGUGGAAUGGGAGAAUACAGUUCACUCGGGAACAGCUUUAGGCGCGAUUCUCACAUUUCUGAUCUUCACCGCCUACUAUUCAUUGUUCAAUACUUUUUGUUUCUUGGCGAUAGUCUUGAUAGGCGCUGAUUGGGCAUACGUGUUUUUAACCAAGCAAUUCAAAACCUUGUUCAACCAAGAUGCUGUGAAUCCUCACGAUAAAUUUAUACAGCAUCCGCCUCACAUCUCACGAGAACUUGUCAGGGAAUAUACUGACCUAUGGGUCGAUAUUCUUAAUUUUCUGUUAGCAGAAGGCACUAAAAUUGUAUUUGUGCAAGAUCCAUAUCGAAGCAUAAAGUAUGUUGUUCUCUUCUAUCUUACAUGGACAGUGGCCUGUUGGUUCUCUUUCCGCUUUCUGCUUGGGACUGCGGCUGUUCUCGCCUUCGCAGUGCCGAAACUAUACAAACAAAACAAAGAAUUGGUUGAUAAAUAUCUUGAUGAUGGGUAUGCAGUAGUCCGUCAAAAUGUUGACAAGGGAACAGAAUACGUAACGCCAUAUCUUGGUAAAAUGAAAAACCUUGCUGCUAACGGUAUCGGUCAAGGCGCAAAAAUUAAACCUCCCCAGCCUAUCACCCUUUAUUAUGCUACUGUAUGUCCAUUUGCUCAACGUACACGAAUCGCGCUGAAAGAAGUCAAUUUUGCGCAUGAACAUGUUGAAAUCGAUCUACAAAAUAAACCGGCGUGGUACAAGGACAUAAACGCCUCGGAAAAAGUCCCGGUUAUUAAAUACGGAGACACGAUUUUAUCUGAGAGCUUGGUGCUUGUAGAUUUUAUCGCGGAAUUGGCUCAAGAGACUCCCAAUUUUCUUCCAAAAGAUCCGGUUCAGCGAGCACAAGCACGGAUAUUUACCGAAUUUUUUGGUAACAAGUUCAUGUCGGUAUAUUGGCCUUUAAUAAAAAACCAGGAUGAUGAAAAAAUUCCAGAAUUGACGGAAAAAUUGCUUGCUGUUAUAAACGACUAUCUGGUAAAACAAUCACCUUCCGGCCCUUACUUUCUCGGGGAUGCAUUCUCGACUGCAGAUCUCAAUUCGGCACCAUUCGCCGCGCGUCUAAACAUCGCACUUGAAGUCGGUAUUAUUCGUGGCAAUAUCAAGAUUCCCACAGGCGAAGGCUACGACCGGUAUCAUCAGUGGGUUAAGGCGAUCACUUCGCGUAAGAGUGUCAAGGAAACUUUACCAAUGGCUACGGAAUUGGUUACUGCUUACAACCGAUAUAGGAAUAAGUCGGAUCAGUAA
Ambispora leptoticha is the source of this 1656-nucleotide messenger RNA. Lineage: Eukaryota; Fungi; Glomeromycota; Glomeromycetes; Archaeosporales; Ambisporaceae. The record is from the annotation of a GenBank genome assembly.